Messenger RNA from Capsella rubella, 1039 nucleotides. RefSeq names its product putative lipoyltransferase-like protein, chloroplastic. Bases 74 to 931 code for a protein of 285 amino acids. Gene Ontology annotation, molecular function: lipoyl(octanoyl) transferase activity. Gene Ontology annotation, biological process: protein lipoylation. Gene Ontology annotation, cellular component: mitochondrion. The transcript has 5 exons. Lineage: Eukaryota; Viridiplantae; Streptophyta; Magnoliopsida; Brassicales; Brassicaceae. The record is from RefSeq and is a predicted model, not a curated record.
UCUCCAAGAAAACAUUGAAUCUUCUGCUUCUUCGAAAUUUCUAAGUAAAGUUUAAUACUUUAUCUCAAAAGACAUGAUUUUUUCCGUUGCAACAAGCUCUGUUUUGUACCCAAAGCUCCAUCAUCACCAUCUUAGUGACUUCAACAGAAACAGAGCAUCAACAUCUGUCAAGAUGAUAAACUCAGAGAAUCACAAAAACCCAAGAAAGUGCGAGUGUUUUGAUCUCUAUGAUCAAUUGGUUCCAUACAAGAAAGCUUGGUCAUGGCAAAAAAGCAUUGUAAAUGAGAAAAAAGCUCUGAUUGAUAGAAACCAAGACUGCCCAGAUACAGUGAUUUUAUUACAACAUCCUCCUGUUUACACAAUGGGAACUGGAAGUUCAGAGGAUUAUCUCAAUUUUGAUGUAAAGGAUGCUCCUUUUGAUGUAUAUCGAACUGAACGUGGCGGUGAAGUCACUUACCAUGGACCUGGUCAGCUAGUUAUGUAUCCUAUAAUCAAUCUCCGGAAUCACAAGAUGGAUCUUCAUUGGUACCUUAGGAAGCUUGAGGAAGUAGUCAUUCGUGUUCUUUACUCGGCUUUCUCUAUCAAAGCUUCUCGUCUUGACGGUUUAACUGGAGUUUGGGUUGGCAACCAAAAAGUGGCGGCGAUAGGUAUCCGUGUGUCGAAAUGGAUGACAUAUCAUGGUCUAGCUCUUAAUGUCACAACAGAUUUAACACCCUUUGACUCAAUAGUUCCAUGUGGGAUAAGAAACCGCGGUGUUGGAAGUGUAAAGGGUUUGAUUAAGGAUGGAGAAGACGUAAAUAGGGACAUGUCUUAUACUAAGCUCGACGAUUUGAAGUUGUUAGAUGUAGCUCAUGAGUCGUUACUAAAGGAAUUCUCUGAAGUUUUCCAGCUUCAAAUUGAAAAGCAAACAGUAUUCAAACUGGAAAGCUAAAGGAUUUGUGUCAAUGGAAAUUUUGUGGACCUAGACAGAGGUUAUUAUUGGCUGUUUGUGAAGUUGUCUGUUUCUUGUAGAGAUUGGUCUCUCUAUGUCUCUCUCCAC